This is a messenger RNA of Pieris macdunnoughi, 378 nucleotides long. The record is from the annotation of a GenBank genome assembly. Lineage: Eukaryota; Metazoa; Arthropoda; Insecta; Lepidoptera; Pieridae.
AUGGACGUCCACUUUCUUCGACAAAAUGAGACGGUGGAAGACUUUUAUAAUCGCUGCAAUAAUUUGUCGAACUUCGACUGCAGCGAAGAAGAAUUGUUAUGGUGGAUUAUGGGGUCGCGGCGGCUUCCAUUAAAAGAAAUAAUACCUAUCAGUAUAGUGCUUGUAGUUAUAUUUUUAACUGGUGUGAUCGGCAAUGUUUGUUUAUGCGUGGUAAUUAUACGCAACCCCGGGUUACACACUGCCACAAAUUACUAUCUAUUCAGUUUGGCUGUAAGCGAUCUUCUUUUGCUAUCUUUUGUGAUUGAUGACGCUUAUCACGCACAAUAUAAAUUAAAAUUUUAUGUCUACGAUACGUUGGAACGUAAUGAUAAGAUUUAG